UUUAGAUUUUCAAUUCCGCAAUUGCGAGCGCAUCGUGGAUUGGCUUUUUCGCACGACUUCAAUUCUCGUCGUUUUUCUCAUGAUAUAAAAUGCCCAGUAUGUCAAAAAACAGUUCCAUCAGAUGACGCAGAAGUUCACUUGGUUAUGUGCCUCACUCGUCCUAAAAUCACAUAUAAUGAGGAUACACUGAUGGAAGAUAAAGGCGAAUGUGCAAUUUGCUUUGACGAAAUGCUUAGUGGUAGUUGCAUUGCUCGUUUGCCAUGUCUUUGUAUUUACCACAAAAAUUGUAUUGAUGAAUGGUUCACGCGAAAAAACUGCUGCCCGGAACAUCCAGGUUAUGAUUAA
Molecule: messenger RNA, 345 nt
Organism: Dracunculus medinensis (Guinea worm)
Lineage: Eukaryota; Metazoa; Nematoda; Chromadorea; Rhabditida; Dracunculidae
Source: the annotation of a GenBank genome assembly